UCACACAGUUGCUCAUUUGCAGUCACACAAUGAGUUUUAAAAACAAAGUCGUCUUAGUUACUGGAGCAAGCUCCGGAAUCGGCGCAGCUACAGCCAUAGAAUUCACUAAAGAAGGCGCUAAAGUAGCCAUCGUCGGCAGAAAUGAAGAAAAAUUACAAACAGUUUCCGAUAAUUGUGAAAAACUUGGCUCCAAACCUCUGCUCAUUAUUGCAGACAUUGCUAACGAUGACGAAGCAAAACGCAUGGUACAAAAAGUCAUUGACGAAUACGGCCAGCUUGAUGUCUUAGUGAACAACGCCGGGCUAGCUAAAUACGGAUCAAUUUUAGACGGUAACAUCUUGGAAGCUUACGAUGAAACCAUCAAAAUAAACCUCCGAGCGCAUAUCAACGUUACAGCUUUAGCAACACCUCAUUUAAUUAAAACCAAAGGAAACAUAUUAAUAAACAUUUCGAGUGUCGGUGGAACAUUGGUGCCGAAACAAGCUUCUAAAACUCCGUACUAUAUUUCCAAAGCCGGUUUAAACCAUUUUACACGCUGUGCGGCUUUGGAACUAGCAAGCAAAGGUAUAAGAGUGAACACGGUGAGCCCAGGACCUGUUAAAACUGAUUUCCUAGUGAACAGUGGAGUUACGUCAUACAAAUUUGAAGACAUGGGGGUUAAUAUGCCGCUUCAGAGAGUAUCUGAUCCAAUAGAGAUUGCUCGUCUUAUUCUGUUUUUGGCCAGUGACAAGGCUGUUGGAAUUACUGGCUCGGAAUAUGUUGCUGACAACGGUUUUCUUUUAACAUAGAUGACGAUUAAUUAAUAAUUGUGAUGUUUAAUAAUAAAGUCUUCAAAAUGUAUUAU
This is a messenger RNA of Colias croceus (clouded yellow), 844 nucleotides long. RefSeq names its product 3-oxoacyl-[acyl-carrier-protein] reductase FabG-like. The transcript has a single exon. Lineage: Eukaryota; Metazoa; Arthropoda; Insecta; Lepidoptera; Pieridae. The record is from RefSeq and is a predicted model, not a curated record. Bases 30 to 788 code for a protein of 252 amino acids.